Notolabrus celidotus (New Zealand spotty) is the source of this 1014-nucleotide messenger RNA. Its product is annotated as L-rhamnose-binding lectin CSL3-like. The transcript has 9 exons. The coding region runs from base 71 to 751 and encodes 226 amino acids. Gene Ontology annotation, molecular function: carbohydrate binding. The record is from RefSeq and is a predicted model, not a curated record. NCBI's taxonomy places the organism in Eukaryota, Metazoa, Chordata, Actinopteri, Labriformes, Labridae.
CUCUUACUUCAGGUGUAAAAUGUUCUAACCCCAUGAACACCAGACAUCAGAUCUUAAUUCACCCUGAGAAAUGGCGUUCCUCCAGGAAGUCGUCUCUGUUCUCCUGCUCACAGUGUUCUGCUGCAUCACAAACACCACACCAGAGAAAGCACUGACCUGUGACCUUCAGGACCCGGCUCAGAGGCUGACCUGCGAUGGCGGUCUGAUCCUGGUGCAGAGCGUGGAGGUGAGUCACAGAGAGGCGGAGGUUUGUGUGGACGGUGGUCGUCCAGACCUCCGUCAGGCUCAGGUUUGCUCCUCCACCCCGGUCCUUCACAUCAUGAGGAAGAGGUGUGAUGGACGCCACGGGUGUUGGGUUCCCAUGGAUUCGUGUCACGCAGCUCGACCCUGCUUGACCAGGUGUGUCUGGAUGGAGACCACAUACACCUGUGAGGCUGGGAGAAUCCAUUAUGUGUGUCAGAGACGGAGGGCGACUCUUUACUGUGGUGAUCAGGUGAUCAAGGUGUUGAUGGCGAACUACGGCAGGACCAGUACCCGGCUGUGUCGGUACCGCGCCCCCCGCAGUCAGCCGCCCAGCACCUCCUGUCGCCUCUCUAACACUCUGCAGGUGAUGGCCGACAGGUGUGAUGGCAGACAUGUUUGUUCUGUCCGAGCCUCAAACCAGAUCUUCUCUAACCCCUGUCCUGGGACCAAGAAGUACCUGAAGUACUCCUACACCUGCGUGGAUCCAGCAGGAAAAUCUGAGGACUGAAUCUGAAGCUCAUGGUCAGAGGAUUAAUCAUCCAGCAGCUGAAGCCUGAAGAAAACUGAUCCAUGUUUCUGCUCCUCACGAACAGAAGAGAGGAUUUAUUCUACUUUAAAUAAAUCACUUUAAAAUCCAGCCUCCAGGACUGUGAGGACCGGGCUGUAUCAAAGAUCCUAACAUGAGGCGAACCUUCCAGACUCAUUCUGAGAAAAAGACCAAAAACUACUUUAAUGAAAAUUUGAAUAAACUGAACAGACUGGAUACAAUGA